Molecule: messenger RNA, 324 nt
Organism: Miscanthus lutarioriparius
Lineage: Eukaryota; Viridiplantae; Streptophyta; Magnoliopsida; Poales; Poaceae
Source: the annotation of a GenBank genome assembly
AUGGCGACGGCGCUCAAAUCGUUCCUGAACAGCCCCGUCGGCCCCAAGACCACCCACUUCUGGGGCCCUGUCGCCAACUGGGGCUUCGUCAUCGCGGGUUUGGUUGACAUGAACAAGCCUCCUGAAAUGAUAUCUGGCAAUAUGACAGCAGCCAUGUGUGUGUAUUCUGUACUCUUCAUGAGGUUUGCAUGGAUGGUACAGCCCCGAAAUUAUUUGCUUCUGGCAUGCCAUGCUUCCAAUGAAAGCGUUCAGCUCUAUCAGUUAUCUCGCUGGGCUAGGGCUCAGGGGUACCUGGAGAAGAAAGAGUCAGAGGCCCAACAGUAA